Carcharodon carcharias (great white shark) is the source of this 2423-nucleotide messenger RNA. RefSeq names its product NMD3 ribosome export adaptor (gene nmd3). Gene Ontology annotation, cellular component: cytoplasm; nucleus. The transcript is spliced from 16 exons. The coding region runs from base 299 to 1813 and encodes 504 amino acids. Gene Ontology annotation, biological process: ribosomal large subunit export from nucleus. NCBI's taxonomy places the organism in Eukaryota, Metazoa, Chordata, Chondrichthyes, Lamniformes, Lamnidae. The record is from RefSeq and is a predicted model, not a curated record. Gene Ontology annotation, molecular function: ribosomal large subunit binding.
CGGGGUGGCACAUGGUGCCGGUGCUGAGAGGAUCAAACCGGAGCCAAUCCUCAGCCGGGGAGAAUCAAACCGGAGCCAAUCCUGAGCCGGGGAGAAUCAAACCGGAGCCAAUCCCGAGCGAGUUGGUUUGCUGCUUGCAGGUCGGAUGAGGCUACUUCGGAAACGGGCCUAGGGAAAGAAAACACAAGCGGCCCCAGUUCGAGCUGUCCUGUCACAGCCUCGUGCUCAGGACCAUUGAAAAAAAAUCCGCCGCCUGAGACGGGGGUCCGCACACAUUGCAUUGGUCAACAUCGCCAAGAUGGAAUACAUGACAGGACCUGCUGCAAACACCCAGGGACAUAUCCUAUGCUGCCAGUGUGGUGUUCCCAUCUCCCCAAAUCCUGCAAACAUGUGCGUUGCCUGCUUGCGAACCCAAGUUGACAUCACGGAAGGAAUCCCGAAACAAGUAAAUGUUCAUUUCUGCAAACAAUGUGAAAGAUAUCUUCAGCCUCCAGGAACUUGGAUACAGUGUGCAUUGGAAUCAAGAGAACUUCUAACUUUAUGCCUUAAAAAACUAAAGUCCCCUUUGACCAAAGUACGCCUAAUUGAUGCAGGCUUUAUUUGGACUGAACCUCAUUCCAAGAGAUUAAAGGUCAAACUUACUGUUCAAAAGGAGGUAAUGAGUGGAGCAAUCUUGCAGCAGAUUUUUGUGAUAGAUUUUGUCAUCCUGCAACAAAUGUGUGAUGAUUGUCAUCGUGUUGAAGCUAAAGACUAUUGGAAAGCGGUAGUACAAGUCCGACAGAAGACUUCACAUAAGAAAACUUUUUAUUACUUGGAACAAUUAAUCCUCAAACAUAAACUGCAUCAGAAUACACUGCGUGUUAAAGAAAUCCAUGAUGGCCUAGAUUUCUAUUAUGGAUCCAAGCAACAUGCACAGAAGAUGGUGGACUUCCUGCAGUGCACAGUUCCUUGCAAGUACAAGGCAUCUCAGCGUCUAAUCUCCCAUGAUGUCCACUCGAACAAUUAUAAUUACAAAAGUACUUUCUCUGUGGAAAUUGUUCCUGUUUGUAAGGACAAUUUAGUAUGCCUGCCACCACGAGUAGCUCAGAGCCUUGGAAACAUGAGCCAGAUCUGCAUUUGUGUUCGUGUGACCAGUACAAUACAUCUCAUUGAUCCUAACACCUUGCAGAUUGCUGAAAUUGAUGGCUCUACUUAUUGGCGCUACCCCUUUUACAGCCUUUAUCAACCUGGGCAGCUGGAGGAGUUUAUUGUAAUGGAUAUUGACAUAAUUGGAGACUGCAAGCGUGUUCCUGGUACAGGCACAAAAUCCACCCGACAUACAUUGGCUGAAGUCUGGGUACAGAAAACAUCUGAGAUGGACACUAACCAACAAUACUAUUGUCGUACUCAUUUGGGACAUUUGCUUAAUCAUGGGGAUCUGGUGUUGGGGUUUGAUCUGGUUAAUUCAAACCUCAAUGAUGAGUAUGUGAACAAAAUGAAUCCUCAACAUGUUCCUGAUGUGGUAUUGAUUAAAAAGAGUUAUGAUCGGGGUAGGAGGCAACAUCGUAGGAACUGGAAGCUUAAAGAACUGGACAAGGACCAUGAGGAUUUGGGAACAGAUGAAGCAAAACAAUACUUGGAAUUCCUUGAAGACCUUGAAGAUGAUGAUAUCAUUAGGAAGAAUGUCAAUAUUUAUCGCGAUUCCUCAAAAAUUCCGGUUGAAAGUGAUACUGAUGAUGAUGGUGCUCCUCGGAUCAGUUUAGCAGAGAUGUUGGAGGACCUUCAUAUUUCUGUUGAUGCCACGGGCGGUGAGGGAGCAGAUAUGAUUGACUGAAGAAAGCUGCCUUGAAAUUAAAUGAUUACAUUGCUCAUAAAAAUGGUAACCCAAAACAUGGUUCAACCUUAUCUGCUGUAUUAGUGGGACUCACUUUGUAUAAAGAUCUGACCUUUACAUACAUUCUGAAGUAUCAGAACUCUGUCAUGUGCAGAAGUGCAUCUAGCCUAGCCAGCACAGUAUGCUCAUAUUCUGGAAUUAAUAUUUAACCUUGGAAUUGAUAGAAAUUGAGUAAAUGAAGUAAUUUUUAGGUAAUCUGUUAAUGGGGAGCAUACUAACUCAAGUUUGUAUGUAAGUGUAUAUAAUACAUAAUAUAUAGAAAUUAUAGAAAUAUAAUAUGCACACACACAUCUAAUUUCUGCCGACCUUUGAGACUUGUACUUAAAUCCUAUUCACAAAGUGUCUCUUUAUCAUUAAAGGAUUAAAUUAAUCUUUGUUUCUAUGUGCAAAGCUUUUAAAAUAGAUUCUUGGAUCUGAUGGCUUACAAUAUGAAUUACUAAUAACAAUAUACAAUAAUGUUUGCAACUUCAAAGUAGUGCAAAAUUGUUGGUUUGAAUAUGUCUAAUUCAUAAUUAUAUUAAAACAUCUUAAAAUAAAAAGUCAGAUUAAA